AAUUCCCACUUGUUGUGGAGACAAUCUGACCAUACUUACUGGUUGGUGUGCUCUACAGUCUUGGCUUCUGGUAUGCCCUAUCAACUCCGACACUCCCCGUGUCUGUAAUGCGGCGCUCAGUGGACUCACAGUAGAGUCAAUCCUUCAAGUUGUUAUCAAAGCUUUUGCGAACCCCAUGAGUAUAAUCAGACAAUUAUUUGGCGUCUAAGUGGAUGGCAUCGAUCCAAAUUCGAGGACGUGAUUAUAUUCUUACAACGGUUGCGAGUUUUGGUAAUAUGUAAUCUUUCUGGCCCACAAUUUAGUAAAAGAUAUGGCGGUGGACACUUCUACUCCGGCCCUCACUUCUGCAAUUCCACACACCAAGCAGGAAACAAAAAAAACCCUACCCAUAAAAGCUUGGUAUUACAACGAAAACGAUGAUCACCCGAGCAAGCCUCACCAGUAUUCUCCCAAUCGAGAAGUGUCGACCGAUCAUCUCCAGAAGCUGGGGGUCCUCACAUGGACCGAAAUCGAAGCCGACGGUUAUGAACAAAAUAAAUUCCUGAACAAAAUUAAGGUUUCACGCUGUUACAGCUACGAGGAGGUAAUAACUGUAGCGCCUGGAAAGCUACCGAAUUUUGAGGCGAACACGAAGAAGUUUUUUAUGGAGCACUUGCACGACCACGAGGAGAUUCGAUUCAUACUCGAUGGCAUAGGCUAUGAGGAUGUGCGGGAUUUCGACGGACAAUGGAUCCGAAUCGAGAUUAAGAAGGGUGAUCUCAUAGUGUUGCCACCUGGCAUGUACCAUCGCUUCAUUCUGGAUGAGAAGAAAUACCUCAAGGCGCUUCUGUUGUACCAAGGAACACCGAGUCGAAUACAGUUUGAAAAGAACCCCGAGACCGACGCCAUGGAAGUCCGGGUGGCCUACGUCAAUUCAGUGCUGGGGCCGGAGCUGGAGUCGCCGCCGGAAAAGCAGCACAUCGCCGAGCCGGAGAACCACGCCUUGGCAGCGGCAGUAAAAGCUAUGGAAGCAAUCAGAGUGUGAGAGAAUUGUUGUAUGUACUAAUAAUUUCACUACCUUCAGUUAGCCUCAGUGGUAAAUGCGCGCUGUACAUCAAGGAACAUGUGUGGACCUCUCCCUAGCUGCAGUUAUCCGCAACAAGGUUUAAUUUAGCGAUGUGGGGUCAGUUGAUACAUCUUACGGACGCGCUUACCUGCUUCGGCUGCAGACUACCAGGUGUUUGUAUGUUAAAUAACAGGGCAUCUCGUAUCUGGGCUUCAGUGUACUUCAAACUCUCAUGUCCAGAAUAAGGAUAACUACCUCUUAGAUCCGUUGAGCGGCACAUUAUAAACAAUGUUUUCUUCAA
This is a messenger RNA of Physcomitrium patens, 1346 nucleotides long. RefSeq lists its product as uncharacterized. The record is from RefSeq and is a predicted model, not a curated record. NCBI's taxonomy places the organism in Eukaryota, Viridiplantae, Streptophyta, Bryopsida, Funariales, Funariaceae. Gene Ontology annotation, molecular function: acireductone dioxygenase [iron(II)-requiring] activity.